Molecule: messenger RNA, 1620 nt
Organism: Clonostachys rhizophaga
Lineage: Eukaryota; Fungi; Ascomycota; Sordariomycetes; Hypocreales; Bionectriaceae
Source: the annotation of a GenBank genome assembly
AUGUCCGGCUCCAAGGAUCCUAAGAACGAUCUCAACUCGGAGCUUGAGUCGUUCCGGCAGCAGUGGAUUUCGGAUCUGCGCCAUAAGGACGAGCCCGCCGCUGCCUCAACCUCAUCCGCAGGCCCCUCGCGGCCGCGAGCACCCUCUUCAUCCUUCCAGCAUCCCAUCCCGAAGUCAGGCUACUUGCCGCCAUCCGGUGGGAAGAAGAAUGCCCCCGUCGAAGAUGAUGACGAAUACUUUCAAGGCCGCUCCUUUGACGAGCUCCCGGCCCCUUCCGGCCAUACACUAGCUGAAGGCCCAGCUCAGCCCUCUGGAGAGAGGAAACUGGUCUCGGCCUUGGACCAUUUCGAGGAGGCCAUGGAGAAGGAAGCCCAAGGAAAUAUGGGUGCCAGCUUAACGCUGUAUCGAAAGGCUUACAAGCUGGACAAUGGUGUAGACAAGAGAUACCGGGAGAAGCACUUCCCCAGUGGUCCCAAGCCACAUGCUAUAUCACACCCAUCGGCAGCUAAGGCAACCUCCUCUACCACUGCCGCCAAGAAUCCCGCGCCUUCACAGCCCGGUGCGGCCAAGCCAGACGAGGAACCGGCGCAGCCUCUCACAAUCCCAGAGCUCCUGGCAAGCUUCGCCGAGCUAAGCAUCGAACCCUCACCCCCGGAGGUGGAGGGCAUGCCACAACCCCCUUGCCCGAUCGCCUCGGUACCAGACGAGAUCCUCGUGCACGUCCUCUCCGAUGUCGCCAUCCACGACAUCGCCGCCUUCGCCCGCCUCUCCCUGGUCUGCAAGCGCCUCGCCUACCUCGUCGCCUCCGAGAAGCGCAUAUGGCGCGAGGUCUGCCUCGGCAGCAAGUUCGGCUUCAGCGGCAUGCGCUUCCACUGGAACACCAACGUCGACUGGACCCCCCUCGAGGAGCAGGAGCAGGAGGAGCAGGCCGACGACGGGACCCUCGUCAGCAUGCGCGAGCUCGAGGCCCGCCGCGGCGCCGAGAGCCUCGCCGUCACGCACUCCCUCACGCCGGCCGUCUACCGCUCGUGGAAGGCCAUGUUCCGGCACCGGCCCCGGAUCCGGUUCAACGGCGUCUACAUCAGCACCGUCAACUACGUUCGCUCCGGCCAGGCGUCCACCAACCAGGCCACAUGGGGCGGCGCCCCCAUCCACAUCGUCACCUACUACCGCUACCUCCGCUUCUACCGCGACGGCUCCGCCAUCAGCCUCCUCACCGUCUCCACGCCCGCCGACGUGGUGCACCACAUGACCAAGGAGCAGCUGGAGUCCAACCGCGGGCGGGACCGCUCCCAUGCCCACAGCCUCCCCUCCGCCGUCAUGCAGCACGGCCUCAAGGGCCGCUGGCGUCUCUCCUCGGCCGUGGACCAUCCGGACGCCUCGACCCUGGCCGAGCAGGAAGGGGACCUAUACGUCGAGACGGAAGGUGUGGGGUCCCAGUACGUCUACCUGAUGGAUCUUUCGCUGCGCAGCGCCGGCAAGGGCGUCAGGAACAACAAGCUGGUCUGGAGAGGCUACCACAGCUACAACAAGCUAACAGACGACCUGGCCAAGUUUGAGCUGAAAAACGACAAGCCCUUCUUCUUCAGCCGUGUAAAGAGCUUUGGGUUCGGGGAAUAA